AUGCUCGUACGCCAACUGGUGGAUGAACAUGAUCCGAAGUACGGUGUGGGCUCAAUGACUUGGUCCCCUUAUGAUACAGCGUGGGUCUCAAUGGUUGCAAAGUCGGUAGACGGCAAAACUCAGUGGCUAUUCCCAUCCGCUUUCGAGCAUCUGUUGCAGAACCAGCAUAACGAUGGAGGAUGGCACACGUCGUCAUAUGACACUGAUAGCAUUUUCAACACCCUAGCGGCUACCUUGGCCCUUGCCAAACAUAUUGCGGCACCAUUCCAAUUGCGACAGCCCGCCAUCGACGACCUUAAGCACCGCCAGAUUCGAGCGAUCUACUACUUGGAAACGAGACUAUCACAGUGGGAGGCUCCAUCAGCUUCGUCUAAUAGAAGUGAGAUAAUAGUAGUGAAGCUACUCCAGCUUUUAGCCGCAGAAGGCAUUGAAUUUCGUUUCUCGGAGCAAGAAACAUUGUACGAGCUCGACAGAAUUUCACGGGCCAAAUUCGACUCGUCCUUGUUUCAUAGCACCGUCAGGUCUGCGGCAGCGCAAUUCCUCGAGGGAUUUGUGGGAGACGUUGAUUUCGACAGGGUGAGCCAACAUAGGAUAUCAGGGUCAAUAAUGGCAUCACCCGCUGCGACUGCUGCCUAUCUCAUGAAUAGCUCGACUUGGGAUCAAGAGGCUGAGCAGUACCUCGCUCAUAUUCUGAAUAUGGGAAGCGAACGUCCAACAGGCGCCGUCCCAUCUCAGUAUCCCACUACCAUCUCGGAGAUCACUCAACCAUUAACGAUACUACUCGCAAAUGGUUUCAAAGCAGAAGAAUUGGGCUUGUCACAAUUGGAAAGCGCUGCAGAUUUCCUGGAGUCAUGCUUGGCAAUUGACUCUGGUGUAAUAGGCACUGCCCCAUACAUGGAAUCUGAGGCAGACAGUACCGCAAAAACGAUCUCAGCACUUUGUCAAUUAGGCCGAUUGCCAAGCCCACAAAGCCUUAUUGUGAGGUUCGAGACGCGCGACUACUUCAAGACAUACACUGGAGAUCGAGCUACAAAUUUCCGUACCAAUUGCCUCACUCUCAAGGCACUCCUAGAUCUGAUUCCGAGUAACUCUGAGCAAGGUGCUCAGAUUGAGAAGACUGUUAGAUGGAUUACGGAUUUCUGGUGGUCAAGCAACGGAAGACUUCAUGACAACUCUAACCUCUCAUCGAAUUAUCCGACAAUGUUGAUGGUUGAUGCUCUCGCCCGUUUGAUAGAGCUCUGGGCAAAAGGCUUUGCACCAAUUUUUGACGACUUUCAGUGGAGAGACAAAGUCUUCAUCUGUCUUUAUCAGGCCCUAACGAGGACAAUGCAAGACCAAAAUUCUGAUGGAUCUUGGGGCCGUCAUGAAAGAUGUGAAUCAACAGCGUACGGGGUCCUCAUUCUGACGAAGCUUGCCACCUUCUCAUCUGCUCCUCGAGUCAAAGCUCAAGCCAUUCAAGCCAUUGAGAAAGCUCGAAGAUAUCUGAUCGAUAAUUUUAAGCCUCUUGCGGAGCCUGACCAUAUUUGGAUCGGAAAGACAGCCUUUGGGUCUAGUGUUCUGUUUCAGGCUUAUGUUUUGGCAGCACUCCAAGCCCCGCUUGUCAAGCACACAGCUUCUGUGGAAAGCCGCUACCAGACGUCUUUGGCGAAAAUCGCCAUUCAAACUAAGUACUAUGCUCGCAAGUCCUGGUUUGCAAACGUUCCGGAAUGGGAAAUUCAGGCAUGUCUCGUCGAGAGCCGGCUAUUUCUUCCUCGCUUAAGAGACAUGCAAUUUCGAAUCUUCCCACAGAGUCACUUGCAAGAUGAUCGGUAUUUCGAGACGAUCCCAUUCAUCUGGCUAGCUCCCAGCAUUCUUGAUCGACGAUAUGUAGGCGCUGAGCUUUUGUCCGAAAUGAUGAUCGCCUGGCUCUUGAAUCGGCAAUUAGAUGAUUAUAUCGAAGACUACAUUGCUGAGGCCUUUGCGGGCUGCAUUUUCGAGGUUGAAGAUGUCUUGGAGACUCUAUUCGAUGAAGGUGACUGCGCAUCACUCCUCGAUGAUUAUGAGACGAGUGUCCGGAGCUAUCAUACCCAGAGAGCAUCGAUGUCUACAUCCGCAACGACUACAUUAGAUGGUGUCAAGUCGGUCUUUCGCCGCUUCGUUUCCAACUUCAUUGGUCACCCCCGAGUUCUCAUGGCUGAUUACCUAGACCAGGAUCAACUUCGAUCAAAGCUUCUUGCUUUCAUGCAUGCUCGUAUCAAUUUACUUUCGAACAAUCCUGGACAGCCAACAAUGGUGGACUCCUCGGAGCUUGAAACGCAGACCGAUCGUACCCCUCAUACUUACGCUUUUGCCUAUCUCUCCUGUCUUACUGGCCCAUCUCGCAAGGACCAAAAUAGCCCGCAGGGGUCAUACUUUUUGCCCACUGCCGAACAACAGUAUCUGACAACAGCAAUGUGUCGCCAUCUUUCUACAAUCAGCUUCAUGUCGAACAGUGCUACAGACCAAUCUCUCAAUGACAUCCAACAAAGCACCACCCCAAUAAAGUCAGGAUUCUCGGCCUCUAGCAUAGAUGAAAGACAGAGCCCUUCAGUAUCCUCGGCCUCGUCUUCGGCCUCGUGGGAUAGUGAGGGAGAUUUCUCCCCCGUUUCCGCCAUCUCUAGUCAUUCUUCCGCACCAAGCAGUCUCGCGUCGACUGGAAAUCUCAAAAGCCCUACAACUGCUUUGAAUACACCUUUGACAAAACAAUCAUUACAACUGACUCGAUUGCUAAGUCACGAACGGAGAUGUCUCAACAUCUGCUUACAAAGCCUUGAUGCUACGGAAAUUGAUCAACGCACUGCAAACCUAUUGGGGCUCUUCGUUGAUGUCAAUGAACUAUCGGAAAUCAUCUUCAAGGAUCCGAAUGUUGGAGCCUCUUACAAGUCCACGACAGCCGAAGAGGUUAUCACGCAAGCUUGUCUCGAAUCUUCUAAACCCUCGACACCACAGAAUGCAGGAAGCCAAGGCUCAGUCUCACGGGCAAGAGCAGCUAUGGCUGUCGAACCACUCCAUCCGAAAAGGGCAUCGUCGUCCUAUGAACCCGGGCUUUGGGAAUCGUGCAGUCGAAAGUCAAGCCAUGAAAACAUCAGUGUCAAAAAAAUCAGUCCAUUGCAUCAAGAGUUCAAUUUUAAUAAGCCAGUGGCUCACUCAAGAGUGCGUCGCCCGUCUCAAUCUUCGAUUGAGAUGUCCCGCAUAGAGCGCAUAAUGUCUAAGAUGGGGGAAUCAGCAACUAAUGCAGAGACUUUGCCAAAGCUGAAGAACCGAAACACAGUCCCAAAGCCGACAAUUAAUCCUAUGCUGAAUCACGCUCUUCCGGAUGGGGGGCUAAUUCAAGCAGGCAGCGAGAGCAUAUAUUGUCUACCGACUCGAGGCCAAACUCCUGCACGCGACAAUACCACUCGCCGUCCUACUGUCAAAUUGGACGAGGAAGCCAUCAAAUUAGCAAAGGCUCGUAGGGAGACUCGAAAGUCGAUCAGCAAAGAAGCAGCUCAACGACUUGAACAACUGCGAAAGGUGAAACAGCGGGAAGGGGUAGAAGAAGCACGCCAAAGAGCGAAUUCUCUGCAGAACAAAGCCAUGGCAGAAGCUGCAAAAGCCGCGCCUGUAGACAUGCAUCCUGCUUUGAGGAAUGGACGCAGUCCUUCUGAGCCGGAAAUCACUUCUCCUGUUGAAGGGGAGGAUAUACAUGGGGAGAGCAAGGGUUGGAUAAAGGCACCUCCAGCUGAGUCUCCGGUCAAGUCUCCAUCGAGCCCUUUAAAACGCUUCGUCUACCUUUCUACACCUUGCACGCAGUAUGCGACAGCAAUGUUGAACCUCGUGAAGUCAUCACUCUCGCGCCUGGCAGGUGCACCAUCUCAGACCACGCAACCGUGCUCGCCCUCGACCCCAGCAGCUGAGGUCUCAUCAAAAAUGGUACCUUCCAAUAGCGACAAACCGCCAGUCGAAGCAAGCUCUCCGGAGCCGCGCGUGCAGAAGUCAAGUGAUAAAUCCAGCAUCUCCAUGGCUUCGGAAAAUGGAAGUGAGAUUGGCAAAACCAAAAAGCGGAGGAAGCGACGACCCAGAUCUGCUGCACGUCAAGGCGCAAACGCCGCUUCAGUUUCCCCUUCUCCUGAACAAUAUCCUCAUCUCGUUAUUCACCGCGCUCCCGAAGAUAGUGAAUGCCCACCAAUCGAGGCUGUACUACAAUCACUGGACGACUUCCCGGCGAGAGUUGAGGCGAACAAAGCAUGGAAGAAAUUCGAAAUCAACUUCAUGAUUGCAGACGAGCGCGUACAAGAAUUCGGAGACCGCCUUCGAAAUCAUUUCGUACAAAUGGGUUUCAACCCUAAGAUCAGCAUAUCGGAAGGGCCGGAUCUUAGUACGCCUGCUUUGUGUAACUUGAUUCGAGGGAUGAUGGAACAUGGCAAGGUAAGUGCCUCUGAGGAUGAAGCAGCCGCUGCAGCGCUUCGGGGCGAGUUGAGAUAUUUUCCUUGCAAUACCCCUGAUGUCCCGACCUUGAAAGGGGCAGGCGAUAAGCCCACAAUAUUUCAAGGUGUCUACUUGAACGAGUCGCAAUUUGGUGAAUUGAUGGUAGAAUUUACGACUGGCCGGGGGGUAUCUCAAGACCUUGGAAGUCCAGCUAAGUUUCAAAAAGCGUUGAGUGAAUGGCUCCAUCCGCAGCUUGCAAAGAUCGCAAAGAAAAGACAAGGCGCGAAGCACAAGACAUACGUAUCGAAAGACCUUCAAGAGGCCUGUCAGCCAGAGACUCACGCGGAGGUUGCGAGCAAGAGCUCCGAGGCCCAGAAUGCCAAUGCACCACCCACCAGGACUAAUAGGGCGAUACGGCGUCGAGAAAAACAUGCAAAACAGAGAGCUAAAAAGGACACGGGAAGGGAACAGACUGGUGCAAAUAAAGUCGCCAAUAGUAUGUCCACGAACAAGGACAUUCAGCUUUCCAGUGCUUUUCCCAUCGAGGUUCCGGAUCUUGAAGAUCCUAUAGAAUUCGAUGCUCAUUUUUGGGUAUUGCAGAAAGCUGCAGAAUCAUACACGAUGGCCCAGGUGGAAGAACUUAAGUCUCAACUCUUUGAGGAACCUCCACAUGAGAUUCUCCCUCGUGAGUCUGAAGCCUUGUGUAGAAUGGGCCUGGGAUCUUCAAGUGUGGAUGAUCUACUCAAAUGGCUCAAACAAAACAUUCGCAGAAAGCCAGGUAGCUACAACGCGACAAUGGCGGAGAUCAUGGUCCUGAAGCAGUUGAAGCGGAAAAUACUGAAUGUUCAAGGACUCGGUGGAAAGAUAAGCUGGAUUGAGGUCAAAUACUGCAUCGAAAGUGGGCAGCCUCUUGUUUUGGGCAAUUUUAUUUCACGACCUACCUUCAUUGACGAUCCUACACGCUACACUGUAGAGCCUGAGACCAUUCACGACGAAAAGCAGGGCAGGAGGCAGGAUAUGACAUCUAAGGCAAAAUUGUCCAUAGAGCUCGGAGGAGCAGCUUUCAACACCAUGAUUGUAAAAUGCAUGAAAUCCAUGAAGAUUUCGCGGAAUGCUCAGCAGAUACUGGCAACACAUGGAAAGUCUAGUGAAAGUCUGAAAGAUCUUUAUGAUGUCGCAAGGCCGUGGAUUAAUGCUGGGGGAUUCAAGGAGGGCAAUGACGAAGCUUUCCUGUUUGAGGAGGCUAAUAGACUCCUAGUCCAAGCAGGCCGAAAAAUCUAUCAAACCGUGUCGAAGAUGACGCCAGACCAACUCAAGAACUUACCCGUUGCUGCAAAUUCAGAUCCUCGGCUCUCCAAUGGGAGUAUGGUUAUUCUGGACGAGAAGGGCGUUCUAUCAUGUAAACAAAUCUCAGAUCAGAGACUCAUGACCGAAAUCGAUCAAGCUCUACUCGACCUCAAAGUCCAUACAAAGACCACUAAGUCGACUGCUGAGAUGGGUCACGCCUGUCGUAGUGCGAAGGAUCUGAGGGAUUUUAUGAGACGCCAUCCAUUAUCACCGCCGUACUACAGUGAUUGGGAAAUGCUGCGGAUCCUUUGCAUGUCCCAAGAACUUCUUGCUGUCAGUGAUAGAGUUGUACACAAACUCAAAAGGAACCUAGGUCAGAGCUUCAAAGCGGUGCGUGUCAGAGAAUUGAUAGCCGGAAGUAAGGAGGCUAUGACUCUGUUCGAUACAGCCCUAGACGCAGGUCUUACUGCGAAAGCUCAAACUUUGAUCAAAGAAUUAAGAGGUGACUGCAGUAAUGUGGCUGAAUGCCUAACUUUUCUUGAAGUGCGUGAGGGUAAGAGACCCUGCACUAAGAAAGAGGCAGAAAGGGAUAUAAGUCUGAGGGCAGAGCUUGCGGCAAUCGUCAGGAAUAGCGUGGAUGAGUUGGAUGAGUUGGAUGAAGAGCCUCAGCAGGACAAAGCCUCAAGAGAGGAAUGGCAUAAGACUUUGGUCGAUCAAUUUGACUGGAACAUGAUGAAAGAGGAAGAAGGUAGCAUGCCUUUCAGACCAAAGCUUGUGCCCAAAAGUAGACUCGGGAAGCCAACCCAAACUUCGGAUACGGGGCAGAUAGAAGCGUCAGGAACGGCAACGAAAAUAAUGGAGAAGCUUGAGGAGGGAAAACUGCUAAUACAAUCUUUAGAUUAUAAAAAGGAGGAGACAAAGCUUUUGAAGUAUCAAAUUGAUGAACUGAGGAAGCAGAAUCCCAGCAUGUCAUGGCUGGACGCUAUACUCAAAGUCGAAGACAAGCUGCAGGAGAAGAGGAUGCAAUUGGAACGUUUAGAUCAAGAUCUCGACAAUUUGGAAAGCAAAGCAGCGUAUGAUGGCAAGCAUAAGACGACAUUGACAGAUGCUUCCGCAACUUUAAUGGCAGCGAAGUCCUUCAUCUCCGAGAAUAAUCCUCUCGCUACAGAAACUCCGGACGAGACGUACCACGGAGAAGCCUUGGAUAAUCUGAUGGACACGGCCGAAAAAGAAAUCUCCAACUUUUGGAGAGAAAAUAUUGUGUUACAGAAAGCGAGCAAGGAGCAUCUCGAUCAGUACUGUGAGAGGUUGGCCGAUCUGAGGUUCUUCAAGCUCUCCGCGCCAUUCAUCCCUGAGCUUCGGCUAGAUCAGUCAUACACAAGCCACCCGAAUCCAAUGAUUGCUCGAAUACUUCAAGUGACCCAGCACGUUCGACCUGCAUUCAAAUUUUGCGCAUCUGAGCCGGUGCUUUCGUCGUCAUCUCUGGAAGCCCAACGUACCUUAUUUGGAGGAGACGGCGGUCUAUUGAACCCCACGGGACCUCACGAAGAUACAACGCUACCUGCACUUAGUACGGACGAUGGUUCCGUGACAGAGGUGCCUAAAGCAGGAGAACAGGAUAACGAGGCGUAUCCCCCCUUGCCAGUCUCAAAAGAGGUAUGCGCUAAGGUCCUAGCAGCCAGAGUCGACCUAGCGAGAAGAAAGGGCUGGCGUCUGCAGCAAGUCAAUGACAUUUCCUGGAAUCAUGUCCUACGUCCAGAUUGUGGGCCUCUCUUUGCCAGGACCCAAGAGGCUCUGGACUAUGCUUGCUCUGUCGCGAUAGAUGUCAAUUCGAAAGUCAUAAACAGUAUGGCGGACAGACGGUCCGGAGCAUUCCUAGAAGAGGGCAUGGAGGAGAGGAAGUUCAAGAACAAUUUUGCUGUCCCUUAUUGGAAAGAAAAUAAGCCGGACGCGACGAAAGUCAAGAUCGAUCUGGAGGAGAUGAACUAUGAGGAGUUGCACAAGGAGCUGCAGGAGACGCGGAAAGAGGGAAUGCUGCUCAAGAAAGCUAUUAUGAAUACUAUGCGGAAGAAGAAGCAGGAUCAGGGAAAUGGAGGGAAAGUAGCCGAGGGUUCUACCUAA
Molecule: messenger RNA, 7833 nt
Organism: Bacidia gigantensis
Lineage: Eukaryota; Fungi; Ascomycota; Lecanoromycetes; Lecanorales; Ramalinaceae
Exons: 3
Coding region: 1-7833 (2610 amino acids)
Biological process (GO): diterpenoid biosynthetic process
Molecular function (GO): terpene synthase activity; magnesium ion binding
Source: RefSeq, a predicted model, not a curated record